Molecule: messenger RNA, 621 nt
Organism: Malassezia vespertilionis
Lineage: Eukaryota; Fungi; Basidiomycota; Malasseziomycetes; Malasseziales; Malasseziaceae
Exons: 1
Coding region: 1-621 (206 amino acids)
Source: RefSeq, a predicted model, not a curated record
AUGCCGCAAAAACGCGCCAAAUUUUCAGAGCGCCAGGCGCUGCGCAAAUCGAUCGGCUUCAACUUGGCGCCCACGGCACAGAAGAAAGGAAAAGGACACGAUAUCCCACGCAAUGCCAUGUUCCUUUUCCAACAGCCGCCGUCUAAAGAAGCCAAAGCAGACGACGCCCCCAAACCUACCCCAGCACAACUCACCAUUCGGCCCAACGAGCGCAUGCGCGACUUUAACCAGCGUGUCGAAAAAGCUUUUUCCAGCGAUGUCAAUGCAUCCAUGCGGCGCGGCCUGCGCACCGAGUCGAACCAGCGCAAGCGCGAGCGACGGCGCACGGCUGAAAAAGAAAAGAAACGCGCAGCGAACCCGUACCUUGUCCAGGCACAAGAAGCAGCGCAGGACUGGAAGAAGGCCGAUACGAAGAAAUCAGUACGUGAUGUAGCGCUAGCGCCACCAACAUUUACCGCGGUCCCGAAAAACCGCAAGGCGAACACGCCGGCACUGGUCGCGGAGCAAGCCACACGACCCAAACCGUCGCUUGCGCGGCAACGCAUUCUGGACGAGGAGCGAGAAAAAGCGAUUAGCGAGUACCGCGCACAGAAAAAGCGCAAAGAAUUCCAUGUAGCCUAG